CCAUCACCACCAACGCUAGUCGCCAUCAUCAUUUUUGCUCCUUAAACAUCCACAUAAAUAUCUUAAACCCAUACAAGAAAAAUACUAUUUACACUCGUCUCUUUCUCUACAAAAAUGUCCGCUUCGAUCGGGGGUUCAUCUUCUUCCCUCAAAUCGAAAUCGGGGAGCGAUUUGAAUGGCGGCAGCGGAAGCGGUGCAAGUGGUACAAAAACAGAAUGGCCACAAUCAUUGAAAAAUUUUGCCAAUAAAUGCUUUAAAGCAUCGAAUGAUGUGAACAGAACAGCAGUACAGGAAGAAUUGCGUGCUUUGAUUUACAAAUGUUAUACGGAAGGUACGAUAAAUACGAUCGAUUGGGAUCAUAUGCAGUUAAAAAGUUUGGGUAAUGCCAAUCUUACAGGAACAGCAAAGGGUGGCGUUUUAGGAAAACAGAAAAAGAGACCUGCAUUAUCAGGUAGUGCAGAUAUUUUGGCAGAACGGGAAAAGAAGGAAAAACGUGCACGUCGGUUUGAUCGUGAACGUGAAGAAUUUGAUCGAGCAGAGCAGGAAGGUUUGUAUGCUAUCACACCUGCUUCAAAUGGAAGUUUAGCAGAUCGUUUGAGCGGAGCAUUUGGAAGCGUCAAUAAUAGUGGGCCAGUUGCGGUAAAACCGUUGAUACAUGUUAAUCGUCAGCAGAAUCCAUCCGCAUCUGCACCCGUCAUGCCGUACGGAGUUUCUCCCUCGACAGGUGUCUCAAAUUAUGAUUAUUCGGGAUCAUGGCAGAAUCAGUCAGGUCAACAUUCGGGCGGAAUAAGCGCAGCCCUCUUUGUUGGGUCAGACGCCGCCGAUCCGAACGUGAUUGAUUGGGAUCAGGACACUGUGGUGGGACUUUCUACAAAGCUGGAAAAGCCAUACUUACGUCUGACAUCAGCUCCUGAUCCUCGCAAUGUGAGAACACUUGCCACCCUAAUGCAAACUUUGGAAUUGCUGAAGAAAAAGUGGCGAACAGAAGGAAAUUAUAACUACAUCUGUGAUCAAUUCAAGAGCAUGAGACAAGACCUUACUGUGCAACGGAUAAAAAACGAAUUUACAGUAAAAGUGUAUGAGAUUCAUGCAAGAAUUGCACUCGAAAAAGGCGAUUUAGGCGAGUAUAACCAAUGCCAAUCGCAGCUUCGCGGUUUAUAUGCAUUGGGUAUCAAAGGAUCAGUGAUGGAAUUUUUGGCUUAUCGGAUCUUGUACCUUUUGCAUACCCGCAAUCGAAGGGAUGUGAAUACUUUGAUGGCCGAAUUGACACCCAAAGAUAAAGCAGAGAAAGCUGUAAAGCAUGCUCUCUCGAUUCGAUCUGCUCUUGCUACGGGUAAUUACCAUGCCUUCUUUCGACUUUACAACGAUUCUCCCAAUAUGAAUGCCUACAUUCUUGAUCAUUUAAUCGAUCGUGAACGGAUCAAUGCCCUUCUUAUUUUGGCCAGAUGUUUUCGACCAAACCUUUCUCUCUCCUUUCUUACUUCUGAACUUGCCUUUACAGAUUUACAUGAAGCGGACGUAUUCUUGGAAAAGCACGAAGUGGCCUUGUACGUUUUACCUGCCAGCGCAACGACGAACGAAUCGGGAAAGGGAUCAAAUAAAAAGGGGGCCAAACGCAAUCCGCCCAAACCGACAUUACCCCCUCUUGAACAGCGCCAUUGGGAUGCCAAAGCUGCUCAAUCGAUUUUAGACCAAGCUCGUCACAAAUUUAGAACGGUGGAUAUAAAAGGACAAUUGUCGUAAUAAAACCUCCCUCCCUUUGGGCCAGUCUACCUGUAUUUUAAUCCUCGAUACAUCAUUCGUACUGUACAACAUCACUACCAUACCAGAUUAAUGCAAAAUGUGUACUGCACAGAUGAAUUGAUCUAUUCCAGAG
Messenger RNA from Meira miltonrushii, 1876 nucleotides. RefSeq lists its product as uncharacterized. NCBI's taxonomy places the organism in Eukaryota, Fungi, Basidiomycota, Exobasidiomycetes, Exobasidiales, Brachybasidiaceae. Gene Ontology annotation, cellular component: nucleus. The record is from RefSeq and is a predicted model, not a curated record. The coding region runs from base 115 to 1743 and encodes 542 amino acids. The transcript has 2 exons.